GCCUCCCCCUCCGCCGCCGCCGCCGCCGUUGAGCCGCGGGCCAAAAACAAGCGAUUUGGCAACAAUCCUGACCAAAAACUAGCGAUUUGGCAACAAUCCUGAGUACCACCAGCAGACUAAGCUAGAAAUGAUUGAGACAGUAUUCGGACAUAUAUGGGUCUACAGAAAAACUAAGUUGAUGCUGAAUCAAUACUGAUGUAGUUCCAGUUUGUAAUGCACAAUCUUUGCCGUUGAAACAUUAGCUUAUAUAACUCAUAGAAAGAAGUACAUGUAAAUUUUGCAUGGUUUGUGUCAUCUUAAGCCUCAAGAGGCUUUUGGAGCUUUUAGCAGUGAGAACUCACAACCUUUUUUUAAUUACUUCUGUUUUAAUAACAUGUGUUUAUUCAGGAAACUUCUUUUCCAGUGGAGCAUUUUACUUCUCCUAACAAAGGAUCAUUAUCCUCUUACAUGAUGUCCCUUCUGCCAACCUCAAUUUCGGGACAUGAGAGGACUUCACCGAGUUCAAUGAAUAUGAAACCGCUACCUCCUGAAUCACUUCCUAAACGAUGGAGAGGGAAUGAUUUCUUGUGGUGUGAUCAGCCACUGGAAUUGAGUGAGGAAUCUGGUUAUGAAAGUGAGGGAGAGAAAAGGAAUGGAAAUUCUGAUAACGAGCAGCAAAUCCUGCAGUCAUACAGGUCCAGGGAUAACUCAAAUGGAAAUGAAGAAACAUCAACAUCAGACUGCAUAGACUCUCUUUGUUAUUUAACUGAAAAGUCUAGAUUCGUGUCUCCAAAAUUGUUUGGAUUUUUUCAGUCUUCUCUCCCUGGGACCUUAAGGGGAUGUCACUGGGUAUUGCUUUAUAGCACUUGGAAGCAUGGAAUAUCUCUAAGAACACUUUUUCGUAGAAGUGAAAAUCUCCAGGGUCCAUGCCUAUUGAUUGUCGGAGACAUGCAGGGGGCUGUGUUUGGUGGCUUGUUAAAUGGCCCUCUUAGGCCUACAGAGAAAAGAAAGUAUCAGGGAACUAAUCAGACAUUUGUAUUCACAACGAUUUCCGGUGAACCUAGGCUUUUCAGACCAACUGGCGCCAACAGGUACUACUACUUAUGCUUGAAUAAUUGUCUGGCGUUUGGAGGUGGUGGGAAUUUUGCAUUGUGCCUCGAUGAAGAUUUGUUACAUGGAACCAGUGGAUUAUGUGAAACAUUUGGGAACUCGUGCUUGGCUCAUAGUCCAGAUUUUGAGCUGAAAAAUGUUGAGCCUGAGCAUCGUCUUCCUCGUUGCCAUCUGCACCUGCUCCGGCUGCACCGGCAGCGGCAGGCAAGGGAGGACGCAGACAACGUGACGGCAUUCCAGGGGGCAGCUCCAGCAGCUAUUUCACCUCCACGACGCCGGCGUGGACCAAGCCUUCAUCGACGCAAGGUCCCGUUUGACUGCGUCAUCUGCCUGCGUGAGUUCAUCGGUGGACAGAGAUAUGGGAAAACUGAGGAUCGGAGGAAGAAGAUGAAUCUGACGGGUGGGUCCCACGUGCAGAUGGGAAAGAAGAUAUAAAACAUGACGGCGAUGGCACGUGUCUAAUUUUGUAAAAUUUGAAUGGCACGGUUACGAAUAAACGAAUUGUAAUGGCAUUUAUCUAGUUGCAAUGACAGAUCAAAUUAACCCUAUUAUGAACACCACAACCUUUUACAAAUAUACGUAGAAUUCUAGUACAAAAUAAAAACAGUUAAUGGUGAUUGUGGUUGAGUUUAGAUGUGUUGUUUCAGUGGAGGUUGAUCAGCAUGCGUUUCUUCUCUUUUCUUCAUUUUCAGUGGAGGUUGAUCAUCAUGCG
Oryza brachyantha (malo sina) is the source of this 1801-nucleotide messenger RNA. RefSeq names its product oxidation resistance protein 1. The coding region runs from base 448 to 1524 and encodes 358 amino acids. The transcript is spliced from 8 exons. NCBI's taxonomy places the organism in Eukaryota, Viridiplantae, Streptophyta, Magnoliopsida, Poales, Poaceae. The record is from RefSeq and is a predicted model, not a curated record.